AAGAGAAUCAACCAUUGAACCACAACCUCGAACAACACCAAUUCUAAUCAUAAUCACCAACUACUACCUCUAAGGUACCCAUUAAGCAGGUACCAUAAGCAAAAACAAACAACUUUUUCACCAUUUCGUUCCUCCGGCCAUUCCUCCGCCAAACGCUCGGCAAAAUGGGCAAGCCCGUCGUCCCGCGAACCGGCCACGCCACGGCGCGCAUCAACGGCACUGUUGUUGCGGAGGCCACGGCGUGGCGCGAGACGGAGGGGAACGUGUACUUCCCGCCUGAGAGUGUGAAGAAGGAGUAUUUCCGGGGCACGGAGCAGAGUACUUAUUGUCCGUGGAAGGGGGAUGCGAGCUACUAUAGCAUUGAUGUUGAUGGUGCCAAGUAUGAGAAUGCGGCGUGGUAUUAUAAGGAGCCGCUCGAGGGCGCUGUUGAUUUGAGGGAUCACGUUGCGUUUUACAAGAACAAGGUUGAGAUUACGGUGGAGUAAAGGGUCUCUGGGACGAGAUAAGUAUUAUGAAGCGAUGAGAAGAAUAUCUGAUUGAACUAUACUGAAUACAAUGCGAAAUCGAUUUACAAUGAG
Trichoderma virens Gv29-8 is the source of this 578-nucleotide messenger RNA. RefSeq lists its product as uncharacterized. The record is from RefSeq and is a predicted model, not a curated record. The coding region runs from base 165 to 485 and encodes 106 amino acids. Lineage: Eukaryota; Fungi; Ascomycota; Sordariomycetes; Hypocreales; Hypocreaceae. The transcript has 3 exons.